This is a messenger RNA of Anopheles maculipalpis, 963 nucleotides long. RefSeq names its product general odorant-binding protein 71 (gene Obp59a). The coding region runs from base 1 to 963 and encodes 320 amino acids. Gene Ontology annotation, molecular function: odorant binding. The record is from RefSeq and is a predicted model, not a curated record. The transcript has a single exon. Lineage: Eukaryota; Metazoa; Arthropoda; Insecta; Diptera; Culicidae.
AUGGACCAGCGAUUGUGGUGCGUUCAUAGGGCAGCCACUAUUGGCGGUUGUUUCGCGAUAGUGCUUGUGUGUCUGCUGAGCACGUCCCGCCCGGUCGAAGGCCUACGCUGUCGCACAGGCGAAGGUCCGAGUACAGAGGAUGUGAAGCGAAUUGUCCGCACGUGUCUAAAUAAGAUAACGAAUUCUGGAUCGGAAAAUCGGACCAGUGAUGAGUAUCCGGACUACGAUUCAUCGGCAUCGGAUGAAUCGAACGAGGACAAGGACAACGAUGAUGGUGGACGGCAGAAUACAAACAACUGGCAAGGAUCGAAACAGUCGUAUUACGAUCGGCGAUACGAUGGAACCGAACGGGGUAAUAAUGGACGAACGAAUCGACCGGAAGAAAAUGGCAGACGACAGCAGAUGGACCGCAGAGACCAACGCAACGGUGAUGACCGCAAUGGACGUUCGCGAAUAAAUGAGCGUGGACGGACGGAUCGGAAUGAGGAGGAGCAACAGAUGAUGCGUGACUACGGAAGAAGUUACCGCCGACGCAAACGCCAACAAUACUAUGGAGGUCAAGGUACGACUUCCGGUGCUGGGGGUGAGUAUUCGAGCUAUGGACGCUCACCACCACAAUUUGGAGAGACGGUAGCUGGCAAUGGAACGCGUGGUGGGAACUCUUCAUCGCUCGAGCGCGAUCGGGCCUGUCUGAUGCAGUGUUUCUUCGAGGAACUGAAAGCGACUAAUGCGGAAGGUUUCCCGGAGAAGCAUAAGGUACUGCACGUCAUCACGAAAGACAUUCGGGAGCACGAGUUGCGCGAGUUUUACGUUGAUUCGAUACAGGAAUGCUUCCACAUGUUAGGACUGGACAAUCGGUUGAAGGACAAGUGUGACUACUCGAUGCGGUUUGUGACGUGCUUGAGCGAUCGGUUCGAAUCAAAUUGUGACGAUUGGGAUACAGUGACAUCCGCUAUGUUUUAA